Mycetomoellerius zeteki is the source of this 1724-nucleotide messenger RNA. RefSeq names its product TSC22 domain family protein 1. The record is from RefSeq and is a predicted model, not a curated record. Bases 1 to 1404 code for a protein of 467 amino acids. NCBI's taxonomy places the organism in Eukaryota, Metazoa, Arthropoda, Insecta, Hymenoptera, Formicidae. The transcript has 7 exons.
AUGGAAAUUUGUGCUAAUCACGGAUUAAUGCAUGUCGGAAAUUGCAGCAUGGAGGAUAUAAGUGUCACGGUCACCGGUUCAACCACGACAAGUACGAAUACAGUCCAUCCUAGUGUAAACGAUAUGGACUGGUUCGCCGGUGUCGCCGAGGAAGAAUUAUUGUAUUACACCGGCGUCGGCAACGACGUCGAUUCCUUGUGGGCUGUUAUUGGGAGCUUUGUACCGCCGCCACCUAGACCACCUUAUCUACCCGAAGAGAGCAUCGCCACCGAUGGGCUCACCACCUGCGAUUUGUGUUCGUGGGCAUGGAGAAAUGAUAGGCAUUCUUUUUCUCUGGAUGGCACCCUUGAAGCUCCUGGAGAACUUGGAUGGGUGCUGACUCUUGUGAUAGUGUCUUUAGUAUCAGCCGGUAUCGGCGCAGUAGUGAUGAUGACUCUGCUCCAUUGUCGAAGGAUAAAAAGUGCUGGUGGCAGAGCGAGUUGCUGCGGUGUCGGCGUGGAGGAUUCGAGCGUGCCCGAUGCCAGCGGACCUACGGGGGCGGGUGGUACCGGCGGCGGGGGAGCUGUCAUACCCGAUCGGCCGCCUCUCGAAUUAGACAAAUUACCGCCUUAUCACGACGUAGCGCCUAGUCCCGGGCACAACGUGUGGUCGUGGCUGGGCUCUCGACGAGGCGGUGGCACCCCGGGAGUCGUCACGACACCGCUCUCCCUUCCUCAGCACCGACGGGCGAUGAAUCUCCCAGUCGAGAAUCACUACACCCACAUGCAAACCGACGAGGCUCUAUACGCGGAACUGGACUCGCAGGCCGCGAGCUACGCGAGCGAUCUACAGUUACAAAUGAGAGGAAGUUCGACGUACGGUACAACUUCCGGCGGCCAGGACGACGAAUAUCACGAACUGGACGCUGCCAGAUUACAUCGUCAUUAUGGAGGUAGCGACGGAUCGCUACAGACAGAUACACUUCGUACUCGACAUAGUAAAAGGAUACAAGAGCCGGACUACGAGAUGUACGAGAAUGGACCGUCAACGCCAGUACCACCGGGUCAACAUCAACAUCAUCAUCGCCAUCAUCAUCACCACAACCAUCACCAUCAUCAGGAACUGAGGAUUGGUAGCAGAAAUAGCGAGCAUCCGUCAUACCAGAACACGGCCUACACCGGAAGCGAUGCCGAACCGGAUGGGCCAACGCUGAGCAGUGCUCCCAGCAGUGCCUAUUACAGCGAUCUCAGCUCGAAUUCAGCGAAUCAGCAGAUGCCGACAGCGACAGUACCUUCUGCAACAGCGACGACGACGACGACGAUAACGACGACAACAAACUUGCACUUAAAUCCACAGAAUCUGGACACGCCGCAGUAUAGACUAGCGGCAAUCAACGAGAACACAGUGCCUUCGGAUUAUAUUUAAGAUAUGAUCUUUUCAAAACAGGUGACGAGAAGUUUGAAAUAGACAAUUAUAUCGAUGUGCGUUCGCUUUGUUUGUGAACGAGGAGAGUCUUUGCGUAGUAUUUAUAAUUUAACUCGAGGAAGUUGUCCUUAUAAUAAAAAGUAGGAAUGAACGGAGGUGAGAUCAGUGGGGAGGAAAGUGUGAAAUUUUUCGUCACUGUCGUCGUGACUCGAAAGUUUCUUCGAGACAAUAUGUUUCACGGUGCUCAGUUUUAAGUUUUGUCCGUACAAGAGGAAUUGAAAAAAUCACAUUUGGUAAAAGUGUUAUUUAACCAGCGGAUG